This is a messenger RNA of Lolium rigidum, 2976 nucleotides long. Its product is annotated as cycloartenol synthase-like. The transcript is spliced from 18 exons. Gene Ontology annotation, molecular function: intramolecular transferase activity. Bases 141 to 2426 code for a protein of 761 amino acids. Lineage: Eukaryota; Viridiplantae; Streptophyta; Magnoliopsida; Poales; Poaceae. Gene Ontology annotation, biological process: triterpenoid biosynthetic process. Gene Ontology annotation, cellular component: lipid droplet. The record is from RefSeq and is a predicted model, not a curated record.
GCGGAUUUGAGUAGUACAGUAGUAUAGCAGAUCUCGCCUUUGCUCCGCUCCUCCGCUCGCGCUGACUCUCUGCUCCUGUUAGCGGCGGGCGGUGAUCUUUGCUCUACAGUUCAUCGGCUCCGCCAUCGCCGGGAUAGAAGAUGUGGCGGCUGAAGGUCGGUGAGGGUGGGGGCGACGCGUGGCUGCGCACCAAGAAUGGGCACGUGGGCCGCCAGGUCUGGGAGUUCGACCCCGACGCGGGCGACCCAGACACCCUCGCCGCCGUCGACGCCGCGCGCCGGGAGUACACCACCGCGGGGCGUCACCGGCUCAAGCACAGUGCUGACAUCCUCAUGCGCAUCCAGUUCACGAAAGAAAAUCCACUUAAGUUGAACCUACCUGCUAUCAAGCUGGAGGAGAACCAAGAUGUCACUGAGGAAGCUGUGUCGACCUCUUUGAAAAGGGCGAUCAGCAGAUUUUCUACUCUCCAGGCACAUGAUGGACACUGGCCUGGGGAUUAUGGUGGUCCUAUGUUCCUUAUGCCAGGAUUGCUUAUAACACUAUAUGUGACUGGAGCACUGAACACUGUUUUAUCUUCAGAACAUCAGAAGGAGAUCCGCCGAUAUCUCUAUAAUCAUCAGAAUGAAGAUGGAGGUUGGGGACUGCACAUUGAGGGUCCAAGCAGCAUGUUAGGCUCAGCCUUGACCUAUAUUUCUUUGAGAUUGCUUGGAGAGGGACCAGAUAGUGGAGAUGGUUCUAUGAAAAAAGGUCGAAACUGGAUAUUAGACCACGGGGGAGCAACUUAUAUACCAUCAUGGGGAAAGUUUUGGCUCGCGGUACUUGGCGUAUUUGAUUGGUCUGGUAACAAUCCAAUGCCCCCAGAAUCAUGGAUGUUGCCAUAUUGCCUGCCAAUUCACCCAGGUCGAAUGUGGUGUCACAGCCGAAUGCCGUAUCUACCCAUGUGCUACGUUUAUGGAAAGAGGUUUGUCGGCCGAAUAACAUCACUCAUAAUGGAACUAAGAGAUGAACUCUACAAAGUCCCCUACAGCGAGAUUGAUUGGGACAAUGCUCGCAGUAUUUGUGCUAAGGAAGAUCUGUUCUAUCCGCGUCCACUGAUACAGGAUAUCUUAUGGGCCACCCUCCGUAAAUGUAUCGAACCAGUUAUGAUGCAUUGGCCUGGGAACAAAUUGAGGGAGAAAGCUUUGAACCAUGUGAUGCAGCAUGUUCAUUACGAAGAUGAGAACAGUCAAUACAUCUGUAUUGGUCCUGUGAACAAGGUACUAAAUAUGCUUGCUUGCUGGAUUGAAGAUCCAAAUUCAGAAGCAUUCAAGCUCCAUAUUCCAAGAAUCUAUGAUUACUUGUGGGUUGCUGAAGAUGGCAUGAAGAUGCAGUGCUAUGGUGGCAGCCAACUCUGGGACACAGCUUUCACAGUUCAAGCUAUUGUUGCUACUGGCUUCAUUGAUGAGUUCGCUCCCACUCUUAAGCUAGCGCAUAACUACAUUAAGAACUCACAGGUUCUUGAGGACUGCCCUGGAGAUCUGAGUUAUUGGUACCACCACAUAUCUAAAGGUGGAUGGUCCUUUUCUACUGCUGAUCAUGGUUGGCCUGUAUCAGAUUGCACUGCAGAAGGACUAAAGGCUGCAUUAUUGCUAUCCAAGAUUUCUCCAGAAAUUGUGGGCGAACCAAUGGAAGUUAACCGACUCUAUGAUGCUGUCAAUAUUCUGAUGUCUUGGAUGAAUGAAAAUGGUGGCUUUUCAACAUAUGAACUCACAAGGUCUUAUGCCUGGCUAGAGCUUAUCGGCCCUUCUGAGACCUUCAGCGACACUAUGAUUGAUUACCCGUACGUGGAAUUGACUUCAGCAGCAAUUCAGGCCUUGACAUCAUUUAAAAAGCUCUAUCCUAGGCACCGCAGGGAAGAUGUAGAUAACUGUAUCAACAAAGCUGCCAAGUACAUAGAGAGCUCUCAAAGAAGUGAUGGUUCAUGGUAUGGGUCUUGGGGUGUUUGUUUCACCUAUGGCACAUGGUUUGGAGUGAAGGGAUUAGUUGCUGCAGGUAGGACGUUCAGUAAUAGUCCGGCAAUCAGGAAGGCAUGUGACUUUCUGAUGUCAAAAGAGCUUGCUUUCGGUGGCUGGGGAGAAAGCUAUUUGUCAUGUCAAGAUCAGGUUUACACCGAUCUUGAAGGCAAGCGCGCUCAUGCAGUCAACACUGGUUGGGUCAUGCUGACCCUAAUUGAUGCAGGACAGGCUGAGAGAGAUCCAACACCUCUGCAUCGAGCAGCAAAGGUUUUGAUCAACUUACAGUCAGAGGAUGGGGAAUUUCCUCAGCAAGAGAUAAUGGGAGUCUUGACCAAAAACUGCACGAUGAGUUACUCCCAGUACAGGAACAUCUUCCCUAUCUGGGCACUCGGAGAGUAUCGUCGCCGAGUCUUUGUUGCGGGCAAGAAAUAGUACCACAUUUCUUGGGCAUGUGCAUUGGAAUCUCAGAAUCUGUGGGUAUAUCAAUCUUGUCACCUUCCUCUUCAGGACUAAUCAGGCAAUAGCUGUUCAGAGUUCUGUGACACAUUAUCAACAUAGGCUUGAGAUAGUGCCAGGUUGGGAUUGAGAAUCCUCAUUCAAGUCAGCAAAGUUGUCUAACUCAGUAUUGGGUGUGAACACCUGCUUGUCUGGUUGAACCUCAUCAUGAACCUGAGACUGAAUAUUUCUAGUAGAAACUAACUCUGAGAUAUUAGGUUAGGGUGAGACAAUGGGGUCCAAAACGUGACGAGAUCUAGACUACUCAAGAUCUAGACUACUCAGCUCAGCUCGUAUUACAGAAUAAGUGAGCUCAGUUUGACUUGAGCUGGAGUCAAGUGCAGAGUUUGUUCAUACUCCUGUAAAGAUGCUGAGCUUCUUUUGAGCCGAAUAAAAAAAUACUAAAAGCCUAGUCGUGAUGAUAAGGGAUAACCUAAUCAGUGACAAUUAUGUAUGCAUCCAUAUAGAACAGUAAAAAAUCUCAGGC